Messenger RNA from Fusarium tjaetaba, 1239 nucleotides. RefSeq names its product glutathione s-transferase omega 2. Bases 1 to 1239 code for a protein of 412 amino acids. The record is from RefSeq and is a predicted model, not a curated record. The transcript has a single exon. Lineage: Eukaryota; Fungi; Ascomycota; Sordariomycetes; Hypocreales; Nectriaceae.
AUGGCUCCAGAUACUUUUCCAAAAUUCCUCCAACUCCCGAAAGAGAUUCAGAUUCUCAUCUGGGAAGCUGCAGUCCGCCCAGUCCCUGGAGAUCACCAUGUUCACCGAUUCUACAUCGCCGACUAUCGCGUUCUCCAGCCAACUCCCAUGAAACCGAUACAAGGGAGAUUUCUUCGCUUGCUACGCACUAAGAAUUUCGAGUACGAAUCUGUGAACAUUGCCACAGGGCUUUCAUUAGCUAUUCCAAUGGACGAUGUUACGGGCAACCCAAACGACUCAGUCUACUUGACAGACAGCUAUCUGUGGACUUUUUGCAAGGAAUCACGUCAAGCGAUGGAAAGACGGUUCACUAAGAAUGAAUGGUGGUCGCACGUCAAGUCCCCCUUCCACCCAAAACGUACAGCAGAACCAGGCCGAUACAUCAGUCAAAAAGGUGCUACUCAUACUGCAUAUUACCAAGACAAUGAUGGUAAUAUCAAGCACAUCACAAUAGAUUUCGACAACGAUCUCAUCCACUUUGAUCCUCGAUGGCUUAGCCAAGUGGAUUGGUGGCAUAUUAACCCAACUGUCUUCUUACCUCUAUUCGACGAACGCCCCUCCAAUCGAAGAUCAGGAUUCAGCUUCGUAGGGAACAACGUUGCGAUGGAUUAUGACACCUCGAUUAUGGAUACCCUCAAGAACCGGAAGGUCCACUAUAGCCAGAUAGGAUUGGGGAUGACUCGUGGAGCUUUUCAAGACAUGAUCAGUUAUCUCCUUGACGUUGCCCAGGUCACGAUUUGGUGUAUCGAUUACAGCUUGAUACGGGCUCAGCAUAUCCCAAGAACUUUAGAAGAGGGGAGGGAACAGCAAGAUACGAACGCGGAUACCACAAGGGAGAUCUUCCGUUCGGAUGAUUUCAUUUACACGGAAGUCAAAAGAGAAGACAUUGGCACUCGGUGGGUCAUAAGCAACAGCAACGAUGAAGUCGACAGUGGCGAGACAGAGACUGCUUUUGACAUGUUUGAUACUCUAUCUCUCGACGAUGAUGAUCUCAGUCACCUUCGGGUUCUAGCUUGCGAACCAGUGGUUGGGAGGAUGCCUCGACCGCGUACACCGUGGGCACAGAGAUGCGUUGGUGAGCAAUGCGAGACUUGUUAUCCCGACAAGACCAUCCCUCGUAUCCCACCGUCUACCAUCAAGAGAGAAGGAUCAGAGAGUUCAUCGAAUAUUUCCAGCUCAGACUUGGAUUUAUUCGACUAG